AUGGGAGUACAUCAUUACAUUUUCGAGCUAGUUGCUCCUACCACUGCUAUCGGUGCUGUUUUUGUUCUUCUUAUAGGUCCCAUAUUCUUUCCACGUGUUUAUAUUUGGUUUUUGUUGGCUUACUUUACAACUUUUUUAUAUAUUUCUGUAAACCAUUUUCUAAAAUUUUGUUUAACUGUACGAAACAUCAAAAAGAACAUUCGAGAUUGGAAUGCAAAACAAGAGCAGCAAUCUUCAUCACGAGAUUAUGAUUCUAAGGAAGUGGUUAAAAGUACUGCUACCAAUAAUGGAAGGAUAACUCCAACAAGGAACGGUUAUACGUCUGUAUCUAUGACUGAUGAUGAUAACAAAUAUAGCGAGAUGGAAAGUGCGCUUAAACAAUAUGAAGGACAGUAUAUUCACGCUUUCGUUAUUCCAAAUUAUGAGGAACCAGAGCCGUUAUUAAGAGAUACUAUCAAGAGAUUGGCUCAACACAGGAACGCUACCACGACUUAUGUUGUUAUAUUGGCAAUGGAAGAGUCCGAAGUCGACCAUACUUCAAAAGCUGCAAGUCUCAAGAGAACUUUUGAUGGUUCUUUCCGUGACUUUAUUAUAACGGUUCAUCCAAAAGAUGUCCCUGGUGAAAGUCGAGGCAAGGGUAGCAACGUCGCAUAUGCAGCUCGUGAGGCAUGUGAACUUUUGGCACGAAAGGUCGACAAACGGCACGUAGUAUUUACGAUCACAGAUUCGGAUUCUGCAAUUCCAGAACUUUAUAUUCGUCAAAUUGAAAAAGCAUUAUCAGAAUCCGAAGAUCCUUAUAAUACCAUUUGUUCUCCUCCAAUUUUCUUUUCAAGAAAUGCAUUGGAUGUUCCCGCUGCUGUGCGUGUUACUGACAUUAUGUGGUCUAUUAUGGUCAUGCAAAAUUUAAGUAAUCCCAGAGGAUUAGCAUUUCCUUGUUCUACAUAUAGUUUAAGCAUGGUAAAGGAACUCUCAAAUAUU
This is a messenger RNA of Dentiscutata heterogama, 978 nucleotides long. The record is from the annotation of a GenBank genome assembly. Lineage: Eukaryota; Fungi; Glomeromycota; Glomeromycetes; Diversisporales; Gigasporaceae.